AUGCUCCAACAGGCGGAGACCGCGCCGAAAACCACUGCUCUUUACCACCAGAAACCCAGAGCAAGGGACUGCUAUGUAACUACCAAGAGACCAAUGUGCAUUUACUACAAGCGACUCUAUUAUCUCCUCACUGAAUUCAAGGGAAACGCACGAGAAGGCCAUACAGAUACAGUCAGAAUCUACGCGUCAGGGCGUGCCAUCAAGAAUGCUCUUAUGGUAUUACAGGAUCUCUACAACAGUCUCGGCCAUCUAAUCGUCCCCGUUUGCUUGGAGCUGUCUGACAGGAAUGAUACAUUGAGGGUGUCUUCACUAUCCGCGGGUGCUAUCGAUUCCUCGUCCAUUUCAUAUCCUCUUUCGUUUCAUGUGACAUCGAACUUCAGUCACACGCCGUCGCCGAAGGUUGCGUCGCCCAAGGUUGCUGAGUACGAUGCCACACCCUACCAAGACAGUCGGCUGCAUAAUUCAGAUCAACCCACCACGACCGGCGGGGUGUCUUGCGCUUCGAUUGAGCGUCGAGUCAAGGACCGGUCCGUGGAUACAGGCCUGGUUACGAGGUUCUUCUCUGUGAGUAGUGCAGGCGGGCAAAAUGCGGAUCUGUCCAUACCAGCCCGUGACGCGUUGGACAACUACUCGAAUGCACUCGUCACGCGGCGCAACGCCUACAUGACUGCUCGAGACCAUCAGCUUUCGGUUUCCAGCGGCACCUUUACGCUACAUGGAGGCGAGAGCUUCUCGCUCUCGAGGAACGAGUCCGACAGUAUGUCCUUCGAAAUGAGCCUGGUGGAGAAACCGUUGAUGAUAUCCGAAUCUGACGACAUCGAUUCUUCGGAGUCAUUCCACCACAACUACCAGGACCGCUACGGCCCAGACUGCUCCGACCAAUCCGACCAAGACCACCGCUACGACCGAGAUGCACGCGAUGAAGGCCGCCGUUGCGACCAAGAUAAAGAUCGGGGCCACAACACGGCCGGUUACGACCGAGACCGGGGUCGGGGUUACGACCAAGACCGGGGUCGGGGUUACGACCAAGACCGGGAUCGGGGUUACGACCAAGACCGGGAUCGGGGUUACGACCAAGACCGGGGUCGGGGUUACGACCAAGACCGUUCCUACGGCCAAGGCCGCUCCGAACGAGAUGGCUCCGACCGGGAUGAUUCCGACGACGGUUUGGAACAAGACGGCUACCACCCGGGUCGGUACGCGUACCGGGAAGGGAGUUGCAGCAGCAGCAGCGGGGGUUGUGGCGCAGUCGAGGAAGGCAGUGGGUCGGAGCCGGGGUCGGCGGACGCGGAGCAAUCCCCGCGGCGUCCGGGUGCGUAUUGCACGUACUUGGAUUCGUUAAUUGAGAACAACGUGUUGACUUCGUUACCGACAACGGAGGCGACGUUGGCGGCGUUGGUGGAAGUGGCGCACGGGUCGACGCCGAUAAAUGGGCGUUGCCGCCGGAGUUCGCGUGCGCAGAUGCAGAGUCCGUUGUUGCGGAGCCCGUUGUUGCGCGAGUGGGCUGCUGGGGGUGACUCUGGCGCGGCGUCUGUGAAAGAGGCACCAGCGGCACGGGCCCGACGGAGGUUGCAGCAGGCGCGAAAGCGGCACCGUGUGAAGCGCGCAAAUCGACGCGGACGGGCGCAGCGGCCCUUGUUGGUAUCUGCACGGCGACGCCGUUCUUUCGAAAGCCGCUUAAGUCCGCCUAGUCCGCGUUCCGCCGACAGCGACAUCGACGAUCGGCCCUGGUCCGAGGAGCUGGACGUUUACGCUGCCGGUCAGUGCAUUGAGUGUCCCGCGCUCACCAGCUCCUCCUCUUCCGAUUGGUGUGGCACGCUCCGCUGGCGCACCAAGCAACACGGCAGCGACCCAGACGGCAGCGACCGAGAAGUUAGCGACCCAGGAUUCAGCCACCGAGAAGCUAGCGACCACCGAGGAGUCAGCCACCGAGGAGUCAUUGACCAGGGACCAACCGAAGACUGCAGAAUCGCCCGGACGCAACGCACCAAAAAGAGCCAACGCUCGCCUGCGAGAAGCGACCUGCACACGGCGGAGAAGAUUCGUCGACCUGCCAAAAAAUUGUGGAGGAAAUUCUUCAAUGUCUGUUCUUCCUCCGACAGUGUUCGUCUGCGCAACGGUAUCAUCGUCAAGACACUCGACUAG
Molecule: messenger RNA, 2145 nt
Organism: Gregarina niphandrodes
Lineage: Eukaryota; Apicomplexa; Conoidasida; Eugregarinorida; Gregarinidae
Exons: 2
Coding region: 1-2145 (714 amino acids)
Source: RefSeq, a predicted model, not a curated record